AUGGGGCUCCCGCAUUAUGAGAAGUCUCUCGCCAUGACUCAAUCAAGUAGAAAGUACAGAACAUCAAGUAAUUCGAAAUCGAAACGCAAGGAUCUUCAUCCCGCACAUAUGCAUGACCAUAGUCAUGGUAAAGGCGAUCAGAGAACCGUAGCUAACGUUCGUGAACGACAAAGAACGCAAGCAUUGAACGAAGCCUUCAACAAGUUGCGAAAAAUCAUCCCAACUUUGCCUUCAGAUAAGCUGUCAAAGAUACAAACAUUGCGCUUGGCUGCGCGCUACAUCGACUUCUUGUGCCAGGUUCUAGGCAACAACGAAAAGCAUCCGAACUCAACAGCAAGCAGCUGCUUUAUUGCUCAUGAACGGCUUAGUUAUGCUUUCAGUGUCUGGAGAAUGGAAGGAGCUUGGUUUCAACAUCAGUAA
This is a messenger RNA of Pocillopora meandrina, 420 nucleotides long. NCBI's taxonomy places the organism in Eukaryota, Metazoa, Cnidaria, Anthozoa, Scleractinia, Pocilloporidae. The record is from the annotation of a GenBank genome assembly.